AGGGCGUCACGCGAAGGCUGAAGGGAGCGUGGCCACCGGACUCUUGGUAGUUGCGGUGCGGCGGGAGGCCCGGGCAUCGCAGACAUGCCUCGGUAUGCGCAGUUGGUCAUGGGCCCCGCAGGCAGCGGGAAGAGCACCUACUGUGCCACCAUGGUCCAGCACUGUGAAGCCCUCAAUCGGUCUGUUCAAGUUGUGAACCUUGAUCCUGCAGCAGAGCACUUCAACUACUCUGUUAUGGCUGACAUCCGGGAACUGAUCGAAGUGGAUGAUGUGAUGGAGGACGAUUCCCUGCGGUUUGGUCCCAAUGGGGGAUUGGUAUUUUGCAUGGAGUACUUUGCCAAUAAUUUUGACUGGCUAGAGAGCUGUCUUGGCCAUGUAGAGGACGACUACAUCCUUUUUGACUGUCCAGGUCAGAUUGAGUUGUAUACGCACCUGCCUGUGAUGAAACAACUGGUCCAGCAGCUAGAACAGUGGGAGUUCCGAGUCUGUGGAGUUUUUCUGGUUGAUUCCCAGUUUAUGGUGGAGUCGUUCAAGUUUAUUUCUGGCAUCUUGGCAGCCCUGAGCGCUAUGAUCUCUUUAGAAAUUCCACAAAUUAACAUCAUGACGAAAAUGGACCUGCUGAGUAAGAAAGCUAAAAAGGAAAUUGAGAAGUUUCUAGAUCCAGACAUGUAUUCUUUAUUAGAUGAUUCUACAAGUGACUUCAGAAGCAAAAAAUUCAAAAAAUUGACUAAAGCUAUAUGCGGACUGGUUGACGACUAUAGCAUGGUUCGAUUUUUGCCUUACGAUCAGUCAGAUGAAGAAAGCAUGAACAUUGUGUUACAGCAUAUUGAUUUUGCCAUUCAGUAUGGAGAAGACUUGGAAUUUAAAGAACCAAAGGAACAUGAAGAUGAGUCGUCUUCUAUGUUUGAUGACUAUUUUCAGGAACACCAGAAUGAAUAAAAAGUUUAUUAAAAAGUAACUAUGUAUGUGAAGAAUUUGUGGCCGAACCAGCAAAACAUUUUCUCAAAGGAUGUAAUACUAGAAAGCUGUUUAUUUUGAUGAAAAAAAUAAUACUUGGAUCUUUAUCAGCAGCACACCUGAAUCAAGUUCUUAGUUCUGAAACUUGCUGUUUAAAGUGGAGUCUUUUUUUUUUUAAAUGGAGUCUUUUAUUGUUAUAUUUUUAGAGAGCAUCGAUUUAGAUUUUAAAAGUUGAAAUGAAUGCAUAUAGAUUUGUAUAUAAUGUAAAUUAGUAUCUGUGGUACAGUUAAGACCAGUCUACCUUUAUUUUUUCUAUUUGGUUUUUGUUAUAUUCGAAGGGUUUUUUUUCGAGGGGCAGGAAUUAUUGUAACAAAAUAUACAUAUGUGUGUCCAUAGAUGAAAAUCUGUAAGGAUAUAAAUAAGACCAUUAUUUAUUGUCUUUCAGUUUUCCUACAUUGAAAAUGUAUUGUUUGUAUAAUUAAAAAUGAAAAGUGACUGUGCUUUAAAAUAUGUAUAUAUAAAUAAAAUA
Messenger RNA from Pteronotus mesoamericanus, 1486 nucleotides. It is a transcript of the gene GPN3, whose product is annotated as GPN-loop GTPase 3. Lineage: Eukaryota; Metazoa; Chordata; Mammalia; Chiroptera; Mormoopidae. Gene Ontology annotation, molecular function: GTPase activity. The record is from RefSeq and is a predicted model, not a curated record. The transcript has 8 exons. Bases 85 to 939 code for a protein of 284 amino acids.